This is a messenger RNA of Penicillium maclennaniae, 1263 nucleotides long. RefSeq lists its product as uncharacterized. Lineage: Eukaryota; Fungi; Ascomycota; Eurotiomycetes; Eurotiales; Aspergillaceae. Gene Ontology annotation, biological process: transmembrane transport. The coding region runs from base 1 to 1263 and encodes 420 amino acids. The record is from RefSeq and is a predicted model, not a curated record. The transcript has a single exon.
AUGGGCAUUCGUUUCGGCAACUCGGAUGUCUGGGUUGCUGCCAUCUCCGAUGUUCAGGCUAUCUUGUGCUAUGUGUUUGAUUCGUUCCUCAUGCGCCAGCUGCUCCGCGAGUACUCCGAGCAGCGCGAAGCCGUGGUCCAAAUCCAGUCCCGAUGCAACAGCCAUCAGCGCAUGAUCGCUAGCAUCAAGAGAAAGUUGGGACCAGAGGUGAUUCAUCGCGUCGCUGAGAAACGCAAGGAUCAGGCUCUCCAACCCCUGGAUCAUGGACUGCGUGCCCAGGGUCUCUUUGCGCGAUGUAUUAUCGUCUCGGCCAAGACGUUCGGACAUAUCAUAAGUGCCGGUCUCUAUUGGUUCUGCAUCUUCAUCUGGUUGGGCUUCGGCCCGCACUGCGGCUGGUCGGACCGGUGGCAACUCUACAUAAACGACGCAACGUCAGCGCUGAUGGUGCUGGUCUUUGCGUUUCUGGCCAGCCUGCGGGAAUGCUAUGCUGAUUACACCAACGUCUGCCUGGAUGCCAUCUUCAGACUCGAUUCGACUCUUGAGAAGGAGCUUCGCCGCCUCAGUCAAGAUGACCUUCCCAAUCAGACCGAAGUAAUCUUGCCACCGAAGGAGAACUUCCUGCAGGUCACGAUCUUCUACUAUGCCGACAUCAUCGGCACCCUGAUUGGCAUCAUCUUCCUCGUCUUAGUGAUCAUCACCUGGGCAGCUGUCGGGCCCAUCUUCCACUUCAACAAUAACUGGUGGCUGCUCAUCGGCACGUAUGCAGGGCUGGUUGGUCUGUUCGAUAGUUUCGUCCUCCGCAAUAUCCAAGGUAAGGUGCACCAAUACAUCAACAGUCAAAUUCGUAUUGUGGAAAAGGCAGACGUGAGGCUUUUCGCUGGCCUGUCGAUGGCUAUCCCUUCAUCUGGAAACGCCAAGCGCCCAUCAUUGAGCCAGCGUGUGUCCCGCUGGAUGGAUGCGGUCAGCUCCCAUCUCUUCAUGGUGAUCGCAGGCUUCCUUCUCACCAUUGGCUGUCUUGUCGCUUCAAGCGCCAUGAAGUGGAGCCUCACCGGACAGUUAAUUUCGAAUGUGCCUCCCAGCAUCAUCGAGACAUUCUUCAUGCUCAUUCUCAUCACUGGUCAGAACGAUGCGGAGGCAAACGCCCGAAUCGAUCUUACCAACAUAUACUACCGGCGCCAGCGGCUUCUGUCUUUCAUGCAACAUGCGAGCGAAUUCUGUGAACAGCGGGAGCUCUCUGAUGAUGCUACUCCGCCUGCACAGUGA